Messenger RNA from Onychostoma macrolepis, 960 nucleotides. RefSeq names its product BLOC-1 related complex subunit 5 (gene borcs5). The record is from RefSeq and is a predicted model, not a curated record. The transcript has 5 exons. Bases 293 to 880 code for a protein of 195 amino acids. Gene Ontology annotation, cellular component: cytoplasmic side of lysosomal membrane; BORC complex; synaptic vesicle membrane. Gene Ontology annotation, biological process: lysosome localization; organelle transport along microtubule; positive regulation of anterograde synaptic vesicle transport. Lineage: Eukaryota; Metazoa; Chordata; Actinopteri; Cypriniformes; Cyprinidae.
AUGCGGUCUGGAUGGUCACAUGUAAACAAACCCGUGACGUCAUCAUCACGCGUCUCAUGUUAUCAGACCGGAUGUUUUAUUUUUUGUUCCUCUAGUGAUUGUAACCUUAUUUGCUAAUAUAUAUAUAUAGAUUGUAGACGUUAUCUACAACCAGUAUUGUGGUUUAACGUCUCACAAUGUCUUUAAGUUACAAUGUAAAGCAUUAGCAAGCCGUUCAUUCAACUAAAGAGUCAGCCGAAUGAAAUCGCUCCAGUUAAACAGCUGAAAACAACAUUAAGUGCUUGUGUUGACCAUGGGUGCUGAACAGAGCGGAGAUGCUGAACAUAAACAUUCAGACUUCAGCGCUUCAGUUGUACCCUCUCCAGCCAAACAUAGAGCCAAAAUGGAUGACAUAGUAGUUGUUGCCCAAGGAACUCAGUCAUUAAGAAAUAUUCAUAAUGAUCCAGAUGUAAUAAAACUACAGGAAAUUCCCACCUUUCAGCCUCUUCUGAAAGGUGUGCUCAGUGGACAAACCUCUCCGAGCACUAUCUGUUUAGAAAAGCUGGAUUCGGCACAGGUGCUGCAGCUGUGUGUCCGAUAUCAGGAUCAUCUACACCAGUGUGCGGAAGCUGUUGCCUUUGACCAGAACGCUCUGGUCAAGAGGAUCAAAGAGAUGGAUUUGUCAGUGGAGGCAUUAUUCAGCAUCAUGCAGGAGAGGCAAAAGCGUUACGCCAAGUACGCCGAGCAGAUCCAGAAGGUCAAUGAGAUGUCGAUGAUUCUGAGACGCAUUCAGAUGGGCAUCGACCAGACGAUACCACUGAUGGAGCGUCUCAACAAUCUGCUGCCUGAAAGCGAGCGCCUGGAGCCUUUCAGCAUGAAACCUGAUGGAGAAAUCAAAUAGAGUCUGACAACAGUUGUUAAAUAGCUCAUAGUACUAAUUGACUUUUGCUUUAUAGAGACAUACCUCAGGUCAUGUCUGGU